CGGAAUGGCAAAGUUUGGCUAGCAAGGACAGAAGGGGAGAGAGAGGAAAGUGUCCAGACAUUAUGUUCAUAGCGAAACAUAUGGAUAGAAUCUAUGAACUAGUGUUUAGUGAAUGUUUACGCAUCGUUUGUAAUGACACCAAAGAAGAUGAUGAUAGAGUAAAAUUGUGGCGAGAACUUAAUGUUGGACGAAUAGAGGAUGUAAACUAG
Messenger RNA from Cetraspora pellucida, 209 nucleotides. The record is from the annotation of a GenBank genome assembly. Lineage: Eukaryota; Fungi; Glomeromycota; Glomeromycetes; Diversisporales; Gigasporaceae.